Spinacia oleracea (spinach) is the source of this 2149-nucleotide messenger RNA. RefSeq names its product leucine aminopeptidase 2, chloroplastic. Gene Ontology annotation, cellular component: cytoplasm. Gene Ontology annotation, molecular function: metalloaminopeptidase activity; manganese ion binding. The record is from RefSeq and is a predicted model, not a curated record. The transcript has 11 exons. The coding region runs from base 340 to 1920 and encodes 526 amino acids. NCBI's taxonomy places the organism in Eukaryota, Viridiplantae, Streptophyta, Magnoliopsida, Caryophyllales, Amaranthaceae. Gene Ontology annotation, biological process: proteolysis.
AGCUAUAAGCCUCGAGACGGGCAAAUAUUCGCUCUUUCUCUCUCUCUCUCUCGACUACGCUCUCUCCGGCUUACUCCACUCACUCACUGAAUCACCCGCCCACCGACGCCGCCUACCCAAUUGACCGCCGCAACCCCGAACCCACCACCAACAAUCCACCAGUCAGCGGAAUUUCUCAAACAAGCGGCAACAUCUCCUUGUUCGGUUGCUCCUCCUUUGGAAAAGGCUAGGAUAAGCCACCACUGUUGUAUCCGCUGCUUCAAAGGGUUGUUCUAAAUUCCGAUCUAUACAGAUUCUUGGACUUUUUGCUGCUUCUAUACUGCACCAUUAAGAAGGCUGAUGGCACACUCUCUCAGCCGGGACACUUUAGGACUCACUCAACCUGCUAAUGUUGAACCUCCUAAGGUAUCAUUUGCGGUGAAAGAUAUUGAUGCGGCAGAAUGGAAAGGAGACUUGCUUGCUGUGGGUGUUACAGAGAAAGACAUGACCAAGGAUGAUAAUAUGAAGUUCGAAAAUGCUACCUUGAAGAGGUUAGACUCCCAGCUAGGUGGUUUGUUAGCUGAAGCCUCUGUUGAGGAGGAUUUCACUGGCAAGGCUGGCCAGUCUACUAUUCUUAGGCUUCCCGGACUAGGAACCAAGAGGAUAGGAUUGAUCGGACUUGGUUCUCAGCCUCCUUCUCUGGCCGCAUAUCGUGGUCUCGGUGAAGCUCUUGCCACAGCUGCUAAGACUGCUCAAGCUCGUAAUAUUGCUGUGUUUGUUGCUUCUUCCGAGGGCCUUUCAGCGGAGUCGAAGCUAAACACUGUUACCGCCAUCACAUCUGGUACCAUUCUUGGAAUGCAUGAAGAUAACAGGUUUAAGUCAGAGUCAAAGAAACCACUCCUCAAAAGUCUGGAUAUUAUUGGCCUUGGAACUGGGCUUGAUUUAGAGAAAAGGCUGAAAUCUGUUGAAGAUACUUGUUCUGGAGUUAUAUUUGGAAGAGAGCUGGUUAAUGCACCUGCUAAUGUACUUACUCCUGGAGUACUUGCGGAAGAGGCUUCCAAGAUUGCCUCAAUGUACAGUGAUGUUCUAUCAGCAAAGAUUCUUAAUCUAGAACAGUGCAAAGAACUGAAAAUGGGAUCUUACCUUGCGGUUGCUGCGGCUUCAGCAAAUCCACCUCAUUUCAUUCAUCUAUGCUACAAACCUAGUGGACCAGUUAAAGCCAGAUUAGGGCUUGUCGGGAAAGGACUGACAUUUGACAGCGGGGGCUACAACAUUAAAACUGGACCAGGCUGUUCAAUUGAGCUAAUGAAAUUUGAUAUGGGCGGUUCAGCAGCAGUUCUAGGUGCUGCAAAAGCAAUUGGUCAAAUCAAACCUGCUGGAGUUGAGGUUCAUUUUAUUAUUGCCGCCUGUGAAAACAUGAUCAGUGGGACUGGUAUGCGGCCUGGAGACAUAGUCACUGCUUCUAAUGGAAAAACUAUAGAGGUGAACAAUACGGAUGCAGAAGGUAGGCUUACUCUUGCAGAUGCUUUGGUGUACGCAUGCAAUCAAGGUGUAGAGAAGAUAAUUGAUCUCGCAACAUUAACUGGUGCAUGUGUUGUUGCUUUGGGACCUUCCAUAGCAGGUGUCUUUACACCCAAUGAUGCACUUGCCAAAGAGGUGUUUGUUGCAUCAGAGGCGACUGGAGAGAAAUUCUGGAGGAUGCCAUUGGAAGACAGUUACUGGGACUCGAUGAAAUCAGGAGUUGCUGACAUGGUUAACACUGGGGGUCGCCAAGGUGGUUCCAUCACUGCAGCUCUUUUUCUGAAACAGUUUGUGGAUGAGAAAGUUCAGUGGCUGCAUAUAGAUAUGGCUGGUCCAGUUUGGAAUGAAAAGAAACGUUCAGCAACAGGAUUUGGUGUAUCAACGUUGGUGGAGUGGGUUUUGAAAAACUCGACCUCAUAAAUUUACCACUUCAAAAUGAUCUUAUAGUGAGACAGGAUGAUGGUCAAGAACUAUUUACACACUAGUGAGAAUUGAGUUGCUUUUAGUAAAAGACCAUUUCUCACAUAUUUCAGUUGGCUAUAAGUAGCUAGUAUUCUUUUUUCUUUCCAUUUCUUCCAUCAUAUACUGAAUUUCGCAUGAUAUGAUUGAGAGUAUGUUACUGGAGGUUGGUUAGCGCUUGCUACUCUAA